This is a messenger RNA of Phytophthora nicotianae INRA-310, 394 nucleotides long. RefSeq lists its product as hypothetical. The annotation marks the transcript as partial. The transcript has a single exon. Lineage: Eukaryota; Oomycota; Peronosporomycetes; Peronosporales; Peronosporaceae. Gene Ontology annotation, molecular function: nuclease activity. The record is from RefSeq and is a predicted model, not a curated record.
CAUGACCUUAUUACAAAUCAACGGGCGAUUCCCAUUCGCUCCAGAGAAACUACGUGGCGUGCUGAAAAAGCAUGGGAUCAAAGUUAAGACGGCGACUCAAGAGGCCGAUGAUGAGUUGGGCAACUUGGGGAGAAAUGGGAAAGCCUUUGCGGUGUUAGCGGAAGAAUCCGACUUUUUAGCUAUGAGCGGCGUGAGGUACAUUCCGUUUAGGGAACUGAGUUUCUAUCAAUACAGUCAGAACCUCGAGCAGAUGAGGAUUCGAGUUAGAGUUUUCUCGUCCGAAAUGGUGGCGGCAUCGCUCGGCCUUGCGGUGGACCAGUUGGUGGACUUGGCAUUACUAUGUGGCAAUGACUUUACGCCCCUAUAGGACAAUGAAUUCCACAUGGCCACAAUG